AACACAACACGCCGAAGAGCAAAGACCAACUGUUUGAAAGCAACGAGGUUUCAGAAUAAAGAAAAUCUUCAAAGAAAAUGCGUCUGAAAGUUGCAGCUAUUCUUUUUGUCGCAUUCUCUCUCCUACUGGUGGAGGAGUCUCGGGGCUGGAGGAGAAUCUUUCGACGAGUAGGAAGGAUAGUUAAGAGGGUUGUGAAGGCCUACAAACGUGUUAGAGGAACUACCGGGGGCCACAUUGCAAUAGAAGCGGUCAAAAAAUAUCUUACAACUGUAUGGAACAACAAAGAAGAAAUCAAUGAGCUGAGAGAGCUGAGAGAAAAGGACGAAGAAGCCUAUAUGAAAGCAAUGUCCAUGAUCGCUGAUGAAAUUGCGGCAGAAUCUGGAGAUGGUGAAGCUCAGUUCAUGGUGGAAAUGUUGGACGAACUUGCCAGCAUGCCUGACGAGGAAUUCAAGCAAUUCGUGGCUGAGCAUGAACUUGAAGAAAUUGCAGACUCCGGCGAGCUACGGUUAUCAGAUCAUUAAAAUGGAGUUUCUUGACGGACAGACCGAGAAACAGACAACUCGUUUUAAUUUUAUACUUUAGUUUUUUUAUUGUUUUACAAAGAUAUUGCAGAUUCAAAAAAAAAAAAAAAAUAACAAAUGAAUGGCGCCACCAUAAAUU
Molecule: messenger RNA, 660 nt
Organism: Styela clava
Lineage: Eukaryota; Metazoa; Chordata; Ascidiacea; Stolidobranchia; Styelidae
Source: RefSeq, a predicted model, not a curated record